Molecule: messenger RNA, 1467 nt
Organism: Fulvia fulva
Lineage: Eukaryota; Fungi; Ascomycota; Dothideomycetes; Mycosphaerellales; Mycosphaerellaceae
Exons: 2
Coding region: 1-1467 (488 amino acids)
Source: RefSeq, a predicted model, not a curated record
AUGAAGUAUUCUAUGAAGUUCGUCGCUUCGGCGACUGCUCUACUCUCCACCGCUCAGGGUUAUCAAACAUCUCAAUUCGUUGUCUACACACCUGGCGGUGACGACCAAGUGGUUGAGCGUGCGGAUGCGAUCACCAAUCCAGGACAGCUUAGUGGCCACGUUCAUCAAGUCUUCGGCGCGAGCAACUUCGGCCCUGAGCUCAGCUACGAGGCCCUGCAGAAAUCCUCAUGCACGACCAUCUCCAGUGCGUCUGGCGAUAGCGUCUUCCAUGACAAGAGCUCUUACUGGCACCCUGCCGGCUUCAUGGAGUCUAGCAACGGGACCGGAUACGUUCGCGUGCCCACCAACGGCCACAAAAUCUACUACCGCGACGUGGGCAACGCUGCAGACUUGAAGGCCGAUCCUUUCGAAUUUCCAGCAGGCUUCCGUAUGAUCGCUGGCGACAUGACCAUGCGUGCUGCAAACAGCGAUGUUUUGCAUCAGACGAUUACGGAAUGGAUCUGCCAUGGAAAUGGCCAAAACAAGGGCGACAAGGGUGGCAUGCCUUCAGGCUUUACUGACUGCGCUUCCUACCCUGGACUCAAUGCCGCCAUUCACUUCCCUCACUGCUGGAAUGGCAAGGAUUUCGACCAGUCCAAACCUAGUGCUCAUGUCUCCUAUCCUGAAGGGGAUGUUCAGGGCGGUCCAUGCCCAUCAUCCCACCCACACCGUCUCCCGCACAUCUUUAUGGAGAACCAGUUCGAUAUUCACAGCGUUGUUGACCAAGUCAAGCCCGGUACGUUCGUCUUGUCGCAGGGCGACUCCACUGGGUUCGGCUUUCACGCCGACUUCUUCAAUGGCUGGGAUUCUGGCGCCAUCCCUGAUCUCUUCGACAACUGCCCACAAGGCGAAUGGGGCAAUACCGACAUCGGGACCUGCGCAGCUUUCAAGGCGGGCUCAGCCAAGGGCGCGGCCUGCAAGCUGAAGAGCUCAUUCGAUGAGAAUGUCAACACGCCAGGCGAUGCCCUUCCAGGAUGCAACCCCAUUGUCUCCACCAACCCAGCACCAAAGAUGGCUGUGGCCGCUCUCGGCAUGGCGACCACGGACUGCUCCGCUGCUGGGGGUAGCAGCAGCUCCAGCUCUGGUGGUUCCAGCAACGGUGCCAGCUCUGGCGGUUCCAGCAACGGUUCCAGCAACGGUUCCAGCUCUGGCGGUUCUGGGUACAAUGGCGACGACGAUGAUACCAGCUCCAGCAGCACCGCGGCAGCACCACCUGCAUACAACGUUCCAUCGUCAUCAUCUUCAUCGACCACAUUGGCCGUUGCAUACACACCUUCGCCGGUGAUCCAAAUCGAGACCGAAGGCGCCAACAACUACGUGUACGAGACCGUCUACAAGACUGUCUACGCCCGCGAGGCAGCCCCAACGCCAGCGCGCCAUGGCCAUCACGCUCAGCAUUUGAGGCGUCAUGCUAAGAAGCACGUUUAA